UCAAAGAAACUAAACGUUUAUUAUUAUCUUAAAAGACACAUGGUUGGGAUUUUGCAUUGCCAAGGACUUGUGAUUAUGUUGCUGGUUACAUGCAUCUUCAUCGCCUUAACAACCGGUCCAGCUGCAGCUAUAGAGCGUCAUUACAUAUGGGAGGUGUCUUACCAGUACAAAUCUCUUGACUGCUGCAAGAAACUAGCUAUUGCCAUCAAUGGGUUGACUCCAGGCCCUACAAUCUCUGCAGUGCACGGAGAUACAAUCGUUGUCGACGUUAUCAACAAUUUGUUGAUGGAAAAUGUUGCAAUCCAUUGGCAUGGAAUCCGGCAGCGUGGAACACCUUGGAGUGAUGGAGCAGAUGGUGUUACUCAAUGUGCAAUCAUGCCUGGAGAAACCUAUCGAUAUACAUUUGUGGCUGACAGGGCUGGGACAUAUAUGUACCAUUCACAUUAUGGAAUGCAAAAAGAAGCUGGGCUAUAUGGAAUGAUUAAUGUUUCACUUCCACUUGGGGUAUCAGAGCCCUUCAACUAUGACUUUGAUCGAGGGAUUAUUCUCAGCGAUUGGUACCAUCAUACAUCUUAUGAACAGGCAACUGGCUUGUCUUCCAUACCUUUUGAAUGGAUUGGGGAGCCUCAGUCACUAUUGAUAAAUGGAAGAGGGAAUUACAAUUGUUCAGGCUUAGCCCCUAGUGUUUGUAAUUCAACAAAUCCUCAAUGUUCUCCAUCUACACUGACUGUAAUUUCAGGCAAAACGUAUCGAUUAAGGCUUGCUAGCUUGACAUCUUUAUCAUCUCUUAGCUUUCAAAUUGAGGAUCAUGAGAUGACAGUUGUUGAAGCUGAUGGGCAUUACGUUGAGCCUUUUGUCACUAAGAAUUUAUAUAUUUACUCUGGGGAAACAUAUUCUGUCUUAGUAACAGCAAACAAAGAUCCUUCCAGGAAUUACUGGACCAGCAUCAAUGUAGUUGCUCGAAAGCCUAAAACCCCAAAUGGCUUAGCCAUAUUCAAUUACUAUCCUAAUCAUUUUCAUGAAUUUCCCCCAACAAAUCCACCACCAGGACCCCUUUGGAAUGACAUACAAUCCCAAAUGAAUCAAAGUCUGACCAUAAAAGCUCGCCAAGGUUUCAUUGUGUCCCCUCCGAAAAAAUCAGACAGGGUCAUUGUACUCCUCAACACACAAAACAAAAUAAAUGGUUAUGUUCGUUGGUCCCUAAAUAAUGUCUCACAUUCCCUUCCUAGCACCCCUUACCUUAUAGCCUUAAGGGACAAUAUGACUGAUGUUUUUGAUCCAACUCCACCACCUGAAGACUAUGACUCUGAAAAUUAUGACAUAUACAGUGUUUCAAACAACACAAAUGCUAAUUCUAGCACAUCCAUUUACAGGCUGCAGUUCAAUUCGACAGUUGAUAUUAUAUUGCAAAAUGCAAAUUCCAUGAGAGCAAAUUGUAGUGAGGUACAUCCCUGGCAUCUACAUGGGCAUGAUUUUUGGGUCCUAGGUUAUGGGGAAGGAAAAUUCAACUCGUCCAGGGACAUUGAAAAGUACAAUUUGGUUGAUCCAAUUAUGAAGAACACAGUGCCUCUUCAUCCGUAUGGUUGGACUGCUCUGAGGUUUCAAGCAGAUAAUCCAGGUGUAUGGCUUUUUCAUUGCCACAUUGAAGCCCAUCUCUUCUUAGGAAUGUUAGUGGUGUUUGAAUCUGGGGUAGAAAAGGUGGGAAUUAUACCCAUGUCUAAUUAUGGUUGUGGCAAAACCAAGAGCUUGAUUAAGCGAUCGUUUGAUAAUGGCUUUUUUAAAUAUCGUUUGAACAAAUUUAUGAUCCAUUUUCUUAAUACUUUGGUGAAACACACUCAGUGCUAA
Theobroma umbraticum is the source of this 1845-nucleotide messenger RNA. RefSeq names its product L-ascorbate oxidase-like. NCBI's taxonomy places the organism in Eukaryota, Viridiplantae, Streptophyta, Magnoliopsida, Malvales, Malvaceae. Gene Ontology annotation, cellular component: extracellular region. Gene Ontology annotation, molecular function: copper ion binding; oxidoreductase activity. The record is from RefSeq and is a predicted model, not a curated record.